AUGUCCAAACGUGAAUUAAUUCUCAAAUUAUCAAAUAUUUUUAUCUACCUUGCAACUAUUGGUGUUGUUGUCUUUGGUGGCUACUUGGAUCGGGAUAAAAAAGACAGAGAUGAUGUUUACAUUUUACCAGCCUUUUACACCUUUUGUAUUUGGUUCUUUAUCCAAGCUCUACUUUUUGGAUUCAUAAUUUAUCAAUGGUUUGAACCUGCUAAUGAUGUCACAGUUGAAGGUGUUAGUUGGUAUAAUGUCGCUGCUGGUACAUUAUCCAUCAUUUGGUUUUUACUUGCUCCAAAUAAAAACCUUGUAUUGUUGAAUGCAUUCAUUUUAUUGGCUAUGUUCGUUGUUUUGUUCCGUUUAUUCGACACUUUAUCACUUUAUCCAGCAAGAAAUUCAGCAGAUCGAUUAUUUAUUCAUUAUGGAUUCACCAUUUAUACCGCUUGGACUUUCUAUACCACCAUUCUCAACUUCUGGGUUGCAUUACCAUUCCUUAACACCAUUUUUUCAAGUGUUGUGAUCAUCAUAAUUCUUGGUAUAGUUGGUCUUUCAUUUAUUGAUUAUAACGAACGUCAUGAUGUUGUCUAUGCUAGCACCAUUGCUUGGGCUUUGAUUGCACCAAAUUUAUUUUAUUGUUACAUAAACAUGCCAACAUUACUUGCGCCGAAGCAUUAUACACUUGAUAAUGUUGAUGAUAAGUUAAUAAUACAUUUAACAAAUAUUUGUCUUCAAGUAAAUAAGGGAAAAUGGACAAAUUCAAUUGUUCUGGAAUUUUUGUAA
This is a messenger RNA of Entrophospora sp. SA101, 774 nucleotides long. Lineage: Eukaryota; Fungi; Glomeromycota; Glomeromycetes; Entrophosporales; Entrophosporaceae. The record is from the annotation of a GenBank genome assembly.